Molecule: messenger RNA, 3718 nt
Organism: Mobula hypostoma (lesser devil ray)
Lineage: Eukaryota; Metazoa; Chordata; Chondrichthyes; Myliobatiformes; Myliobatidae
Product: sorting nexin-9-like
Exons: 17
Coding region: 671-2122 (483 amino acids)
Biological process (GO): endocytosis; cleavage furrow formation; plasma membrane tubulation
Cellular component (GO): plasma membrane; cytoplasmic vesicle
Molecular function (GO): phosphatidylinositol binding
Source: RefSeq, a predicted model, not a curated record
CAGUAUCCUGUGAGACGGUACCGAUACACCUCCAGCAGGGGAUGGUAGAACCUUCCGUUAUCGAGAAGAACAUUGCAAUUUGACAAACGAGAAGAGAAAGUUCACCAAAUGACGCGCCGUUGUUGGAUGAAUCGGUGAGCCCCGAUGUGCGCGGUGAUCGAACUACAUUGCUCUGCUGCAAUUGUUAAAAGUUACAUUCUCGGGGCACCCGGAAAGAAUGUCCUGGAAGGUAGGCAUCCUUCUGCCGGCAAGAAUUAGUAUUUUGUCAUUUGGGAAACUUACUUUUAUUCCGCCGACCUGGACUGGAGCAUGUUGCGGUGAAUGUUAAGAUUUGUUCAGUAUAAUUUAGAAUUCUUGUGAAUGGAACCCAAGCUUUAUACCACCAUCUAGUUAAUGAGCAGGAAGUUUCAAGUCUCUCAUCUUCCAUCAGAAGAAAAGCUGGUGUGAACUGACCGGAGGUGAAGUUGUUGAACGAAGUUACCGGGAUCCUCUUUCUGCUCCUGAUACAGUUAGACCUUUGCAGAGAACAAAUAAUUGCCUUGUGUACAGCCACGAUAUGGCUGAACAAAUUUGGCGAGAAUUGAUUUAAUGCGUUAAAUAUCGGCGUAUAAUACUAAAAACGUGUUUUUAAUAGUGUGAAUUUUAGCGACGAUCGAACCCACAUUCCGCAAUGAAUAAGGAUAAUGACAAUGGGUGGUAUGAAUGCAUCAGUUCUAAUGGAGAGCAUGGACUAUCCCCUGGAAAAAAUGUGGAGUUGCUGACGGGCGCUGCGUCACAUCCUGAGAUUGACGAAACCUGUGACAUUGACUCGAAUUAUGAAGAAAUAGACGCAGCUGAGCUCAGAUCAAAGAAAUCUCGCAGCUAUUCAGACACUUCAGAAUCGAUUGACCAAGACUAUGAAAUAAUUACCACUGAACCAGAGGAUAAGGGAGGCAGUAGCAAACAGUGUCCUAAAGGAUCUAGAAGAUUGUAUCAGGUUACAAAAACAGAAGCUGAGCCCUUCAUUUCUGGAAAAACUGUAAAGACAACCACAAAAAUUCAACUAGCAUUCAAUGAACAUGGAGCAUCAUGGGUUUAUCCAAUAGUACCACUGGAAUGCACUGUAACUAAUCCUCAGCUAGAAACUAAAUAUUCAGGCAUGAAGAAAUUUAUUUCUUAUCAAAUUACACCUAAUGACACAACUGUAUCGGUUUACCAUCGAUACAAGCAUUUUGAUUGGCUGUACGGUCGACUAUUAGAGAAGUUUGGUUCAGCAAUCCCAAUCCCUCUACUUCCAGAAAAAGACGUUCCAUGGCGGCUCAGUGAAGAGUUUAUUCAGGCUCGCAUGGGUGGACUGCAGAUCUGGAUCAACCGUAUAUCUCGUCACCCCGUGAUUUCCCGGAGUGAAAUUUUCCAACACUUUAUCAGAAAAGGGGAUGAAAAAGAAUGGAAAAUUGGUAAAAGAAUCGCAGAGAAAGAUGAAGCAGUUGGAGGAAUGAUAUUCUCUGAAAUCAUGCCGUCAUCAGAAUUUAAGCUGCUGGAUGGAGAAGAUGCAGAAAAAUAUUUGACCUUUGCCAAGAGUAUGGGAGAAAGUGUCAGAAACCUCAUAACAGUGACAGAAGACCACAUGGCUCGGUGUACUGGAACAUUGAAGUCUGAAUAUACCAAAAUAGGAAAAGCUUUCUUGAAUUUGGCUGCAUCAUUUGGCAAAAACACCUUUCAUGGGAAAAGCUCAAUUGAAAAUGCUUUAUCAUUUGUUGGAAAGGCAUACAAUGACAUUGGGAAUCUUCAUUUUGAACAGCCAAAAAAGGAUUUUCACAGCCUGAUCGAGAUCAAUAAAGAGUACAAAGGGAUGCUGACUUGUUUCCCUGAUAUUCUAAACGUCCUCAAGGGAGCUCUGGAAAAGGCUCAUGAAUAUGAAGAGCUUGCACACACCAACAAAGUCACAUUGAAAGAAAAAGAAGCUGUUGUUUUCAGAGCUGGAAUUGUGUCUUCAGCUAUUGAAGCUGAAAUCAAUCAUUUUAACCAUGAACUUACCAGUGACUACAAAAUAGCAGUUCAACAUUUUCUCUAUGAACAGGUUCAGAUGUAUAAUAAGAUAACAGAUAAACUGCGGGAAGCUUAUGCACGUUUUGAAUUCUAAUACUGGGCCAUUUAGACUCUGCAGAUGUUACAAUUCAUAUAACAUCCUUGAAUGUUGUAACUUGAAGUAUCAAUGUUCUUUACAACUUUCUUGUCAUUUUAGUUCUGGUUCCACUUGUAUGUUACUUUAAUGCUGCAUGUAAUGAUUGUACUAUUAACACUAGCAGCAAUUUACUGUUCAUUUAUCCUUAUUUUACCAGUGAAUUCUUGCAGCAUGAAAAUCAUGGAUGAAAUAAAUAAAUCUCUGUAUUCUUAGGUUCUUUGCUGUAAAUGCAAUGCAGCAACUAGGCCAUUCACAUAACAGAAGAAGUGAAAAUGUUAACACUUCAUUGCAUUUGUGAAAAUGACUGCAGAAAAUAAACAGGAGAAAUAGAGAUCUUAAAUGAUAUUUCCUCUGCCUCCAUAGAUGAUGCUUGACUCACUGAUACUCUUGUGGUUUGUUUUUUUCUCUGUUUCAGGACCAGCGGACUCCUGUGUCUCCCUUUUUUAAACAGAAAUGUACUUGGGUUUAGCUAUCUAUUUAAAUGUAUCUGUAACACAAUCUACUUACAAUAGGCUGACAAUUAGAAAUCUCAUCAUUGUUAAUGAAUACAGUUUUUGAAAUUUAUAUCUUAGCUGAACUUGAAAUUUGCUGAAGAAAUGUAGGCUAAGGAGCAUAGCAAAAUGUCAAAGCAUCAUGAUUUUGCUUUCUAAGUUACGUCUUCAGCAUUUAAUAUCUCUCUAUAAUGUAUUUCUCUCUCCACAGAAGUUGUUUGACUUACUGAGUUUCACUUGUAUUUUCUGGUUUUAUAUCAUAUUUCCAGUAACAGUGCUUCUUGAUUAUAUUUUUAUUGAAAUUGGUCCUGUUAUACACACAGAGACAGAAUCAAAAAUAUUUGUUUGAAAUAUUCAUCAGGUCAGGCACAGCCAGUGGGGAGAGAAAGUUUACAGACUGAAAACCUGCAUCAGAAUUGGAACAGGUUGAGGAAGAACAGAUCAUUCAUAAAAGAUCAAUGACUUGGAGAGUUACUCCUCCUUCCCUCUCUGUAGCUGGUACCUGACCUGCUGAGCUUUUCCAGCAUUUGCUGACUUCACAUGUUCCUGGCACUCAAAAUCAUAAAAGGUUUUUAUAUGCAAUUCAGUGAUUUCUAAAUAAGUGAGCUGACUGAAUUACAGAGUGACUUCAUUCAAAAAAUGCUUCAAUGCCUCGUUCAAUGUCACCAUACUCAAUUUCUUAACAAUUCAGGUAGAGGCCAAAGAGCGCAUUCACAAAAGGGACUUUCCAAUAGUGCCAGGGCCCAACCUCAGCUGAAACAAUGACAGACAGUUUCCUGUUUUUGAGUCACUUUGCAUACAAUGAUGUACAUGAAUGAUGUAGAGUCCACAAUUCCAGCUUUUGUAGGACAUCAAAUAUCACAUUUUCUUCUUUUUUUAGGAACUGAGUAUUGGGAAUCUCUUAAUGGAGGGGAAAAGACUGCUAAAAAAAUUCUUGUGGAUAUAACUAAAUGUUAAUUUUAAGGAAAAAGUGGAGAGUUUGAACUGUUUUUGUUACUACAUAAAAAUGAAUUGUCUUAUUGUUCAUACCUAACUGUAAAUAUUUUAUAGUAUAUUAAUAUAU